AACGGAAUUAGGAAGAAAAGAUGCUCUCAGUAUUCAACGUGGGAACUCAGCUUCAACCAAGAGUAAUAGGCAUUCGCAGAAGCCAAGGUCUAUUGAGUGUAGAAGUAUAUUCUGCAAAUAGGACACGACUGAAGACUUCUGCUAGGAACAGAUUGAUGUGCACCUUAAAUCAGUCAGCAGGGGUUUCGGCUCAAGCAGAGCAAAUAAAAAGUAGGACUUUAGUCAAAAUGUGUGGAAUUACAUCAGCUAGAGAUGCUGCUCUUGCAGCAGAAGCUGGAGCCAAUUUUAUUGGUAUGAUCAUAUGGCCUAACUCAAAACGUUCUAUUUCACUUUCUACUGCAAAAGAGAUUUCCAAGGUUGCACGGGAAUAUGGAGCUGAGCCAGUUGGGGUGUUUGUAGACGAUAAUGCUGACACAAUACUAAAAGCCUCUGAUGCAGCAGACCUUGAAUUUGUGCAGCUUCAUGGAAAUGGUUCUCGAGAUGCUUUUCCAGUUUUGGUCAGGGAAAAACGUGUAAUAUACGUACUUCAUGCAAAUGAAGAGGGAGGCCUUUUGAACUAUAUUUCUGAUGAGGAGUCUUCUCUGGUUGAUUGGGUUCUAGUGGAUAGUGCAAAAGGUGGCAGUGGCAAAGGAUUCAACUGGGCUCAGUUUAAGCUGCCGCCAAUUAGAAGCAAACAUGGGUGGCUCUUGGCAGGAGGAAUUAACCCGGAGAAUGUUUGUGAAGCUCUUUCUGCUCUUAAACCCAAUGGAGUGGAUGUGAGUAGUGGCAUAUGCGGACAGGACGGCAUCCAAAAGGAUGAGUCACGGAUACUAUCGUUCAUGAAUGCAGUGAAAUCUGUACGGCUGUAGUUAAUAUUGACUAGCUACCAUUGAGGCAAAUUCCCCAGUGCAGAUUCUUAAAUCAACUGCAAUGUUGGUGCUGGUCCUCUUGUAAUUUAUUGCACUAAUUAUUGUAGGCCAAAACUAAUAUAUCAUGAUACAUAAAGUUUGUGUUACUAGAAAAACAUCAAUGUCUUUGUAGGAGAAAAAACUUCCCUUGUGUAGUUCAAUUGAUGGGCUAUAAGCGUGAUUUGUUUGACAGAAGAUGGAUUGACUACGUUGACGACAACUAAUGAACUCAUAAAGUAAAAUUCUA
This is a messenger RNA of Nicotiana tabacum (common tobacco), 1134 nucleotides long. The record is from RefSeq and is a predicted model, not a curated record. Lineage: Eukaryota; Viridiplantae; Streptophyta; Magnoliopsida; Solanales; Solanaceae.